This is a messenger RNA of Cryptococcus deneoformans JEC21, 1083 nucleotides long. RefSeq lists its product as hypothetical. Gene Ontology annotation, biological process: U6 snRNA 3'-end processing. The transcript is spliced from 5 exons. Gene Ontology annotation, molecular function: 3'-5'-RNA exonuclease activity. Gene Ontology annotation, cellular component: nucleus. The record is from RefSeq and is a predicted model, not a curated record. NCBI's taxonomy places the organism in Eukaryota, Fungi, Basidiomycota, Tremellomycetes, Tremellales, Cryptococcaceae. Bases 89 to 931 code for a protein of 280 amino acids.
UACAGGUUUGGUUCUCGUUGUCGAUUCGCUGGUUAUCUCUUUCAUACAUCUGCCCUCUUCACCCACACUCCACAGCGAUGGGAACCAGAUGGCAUUAGUCGAUUACGGUUCGUCCUCGGAUGAUGAGGAAGGACAUGCUCUUCAGAAAUCGGCCAGUCCUUCCAAAAAGCAAAAGAAACUACCCAGCUUGCCUUUAACUUUUGACACCGCCCCCAAGGAUGACCCAUCACUGCAUCAAGGCCGCAAGCGUUCCCGCCCAUACGUUGAUGGAGAAUACAACACUCAUGUCUAUCUUUCGUUGUCUAUCCCAUUAAGGCUUUCAAAAAUCCUGGAAACAAUCAUUGCCAAGUUACCACCUUCUCCGAACCCUAUACACGCUCUUCUUCCCAGCUUACAUAUCUCGCUCACUCGUCCAGUGCCUCUUCGACGCCAUCAGAUUCAACCAUUUAAGGAUGAACUCGCCAGUCGAUUAGGGCAAAUAUGUACCUUCAAGUUAAGUUUGACAGGCUCAGUCAAAGCGUACUACAAUGAAGUUACCGGCGGUGGAUCUAACAGAGUUUUCCUGGCGUUGAGGGUGGGUGCGGGUGUGAGUGAGCUGAAAAAAAUAGUAGAUGUCGUGCUUGACCCCACUUUGAAGAAAAUUCAUCUGCCGACAUAUCACGACAACCCAGAAUUCCACACUUCAUUCGCCUGGACACUUUUCUCUACCAAGACAAAUGACCAGGAUACUUCGCGAGGCAAUCUUUCGGCUUUCGGUGACCGAUCAGAAGAAACUCCAGGGUUGCCAUUCGGCGAAGAAGACCUGGAUAGGGUUAACUCAAUAUUCGAAUCAGAAGUUCUCAAGGCUCAGCCCGCUGGGGGUUGGACUAUAUCGUCAGUGGAAGUAAAGGUAGCCAAGGAAAUCGCCACAAUCCCCCUUAAGCUAGCAUGAUGAUACAUAGAAUUACAGUUAAAUUCUAAAUCCAUGACCUCCGUUGAUGGGUACAGGCACAGGCUUGAACCGCUUCAGCACCUCUACUUCCCAUUCUUUCCACCCUCCUUCCCACCUUCUCUGCUUGAUAGCCUCAGGAUUAUAGACUUGAU